Fonsecaea nubica is the source of this 3012-nucleotide messenger RNA. RefSeq lists its product as hypothetical. The transcript is spliced from 3 exons. The record is from RefSeq and is a predicted model, not a curated record. Gene Ontology annotation, molecular function: mannose-ethanolamine phosphotransferase activity. Gene Ontology annotation, biological process: GPI anchor biosynthetic process. Lineage: Eukaryota; Fungi; Ascomycota; Eurotiomycetes; Chaetothyriales; Herpotrichiellaceae. Gene Ontology annotation, cellular component: endoplasmic reticulum membrane. Bases 1 to 3012 code for a protein of 1003 amino acids.
AUGGCCAGAAUCGGCCGCGGAGGCUUUCUGGCUGUCGCCGUCGUCUUCCAUCUGAUCUAUCUCUACUCCAUCUUCGACAUUUACUUUGUUAGCCCGAUCGUCCAUGGCAUGAGAUCAAUUCCUCUGCAGCAAGAUCAUGCUCCGUCAAGACGGCUCAUUUUGUUUGUUGGGGACGGUUUGCGCGCUGACAAGGCCUUUCAAUCCUUUCCAGACCCUUCUCCUCCCGAUCCAGACAAUUUCGACCCUACACCGCGGCCUCUUGCUCCUUUUCUGCGAUCUCGAGUGCUUGAGCACGGUACCUUCGGCGUCUCCCAUACAAGGGUCCCUACAGAGUCGCGGCCUGGUCACGUCGCACUCAUAGCCGGUCUCUACGAAGACGUUUCUGCGGUGACGACUGGGUGGAAGCUGAACCCUGUUGAUUUCGACAGCGUUUUCAAUCGAAGUCGGCACACAUGGAGUUGGGGCAGUCCGGAUAUUCUUCCGAUGUUUAAGGAAGGGGCAGUACCAGGACGGGUUGAUGCCGAUCACUAUGCUGCAGAAUUCGAGGACUACUCGCAAGAUGCCACAUCACUGGAUACUUGGGUGUUCGACAAGGUUAAAGAUCUUUUCCAAUCUGCCAGCACAAAUGCCACCCUUGAUGCAAUGCUUCGAGAGGACAAACUUGUUUUGUUCUUGCAUCUGCUUGGCCUGGAUACGACCGGCCACUCUUACCGGCCAUACUCCAAAGAAUACCUUCACAACAUUAAGAUUGUCGACCAGGGUGUUGAGGCCAUUACGAAUUUGAUCGAGGAAUUCUACGCUGAUGGGGAAACCUCGUACGUCUUCACGGCGGACCACGGGAUGAGCGACUGGGGGAGUCAUGGAGACGGCCAUCCCGACAAUACAAGAACCCCUUUGAUCGUAUGGGGUGCCGGCGUGGCCCGUCCCCAGCUUUUCCCAGAUCAGAACGCUCCCGGCCAUGACAGCCUCUCCUCCGACUGGGGUCUUGACCAUGUUCAACGCCACGAUGUUGACCAAGCCGAUGUUGCUGCGCUCAUGGCGUACCUGGCGGGACUGGAGUUUCCAGUCAACUCUGUCGGCAAGCUACCGUUGUCGUAUCUUGCUGCAUCGACGCAGGAGAAAGCUGGUGCGUCGCUUGUGAACACCAAGCAAGUCCUUGAGAUGUACAGAGUCAAGGAGGAACAGAAGAAGGCCACCUCACUUAAUUUUCAACCGUUCCCCCCUUUUUCGCAAGCUAACGCCUCUGUGGCUGAUCGAAUUGCCGCCAUCGAAUCGGCAAUCGACAAUAACCAGCACGAGGUAGCCAUCCAGUUGUCUUCGGAACUGUUCGAUCACGCCCUCCAGGGCCUUCGGUACUUGCAAACCUAUGACUGGCUUUUUCUUCGAGCACUUAUUACCAUUGGAUAUCUCGGCUGGAUUACCUAUGCAAUCACGACCGUCAUUGACCUGCAUGUCCUCCAUGGUGCGGUACAAGAUGAGAGGACGGUUGGCACAACCAUGAUGUUCUCGUCUCUCCUGGUUGUGUUGUAUUCGUUCUUUGUCAUUGAAAAGUCGCCUGUAACAUAUUACGCCUAUGCCUUCUUCCCAGUCUUCUUCUGGGAGGAAGUGUUUGCCAGGAGAAAGGCUCUCUUUUCCGGGGUGCUGCUGUAUUUGUUCGUUAUCGAAGCUCUGGUGCAAUCAUACUUUCAUCGCAUUAUCUUCACCGUGUGUUACCUUGUUGCAGCGGUCUUUCCGGCCGCAUAUGGUGUGGAUUUCAUCAAGACAAACAAAUUAAUUGUGCUGGCAUGGGCAGCGGGCUGCCUGAUUCUGAGCACCUUUACACUUCUCCCAGUGGUCAAGGUUGAGAGUUCCAACAUGAUCACUGCAGGAGGCUCACUUAUGUUUGGCGCCGGCGUUCUCUAUCUUGCUUUUGAGCACGAUAUCACCAAGCAGUCGAAAUCGCGAGUUCAGGAAGCAGAACCCAAUUUGCUAUCUCGAGUUCUCAUGGGUCUUCAGAUCGGUAUUAUUGGGCUGACAAUCAUCGUCACACGCUCAAGUGUCGCCUCACUUCAGGCAAAGAAAGGGCUGCCUCUUGGAAACCAAGUCAUCGGUUGGCUCGUUCUGAUUGCCUCUGUUAUCCUCCCCUUCGUGCACCGGAUAGCACCCAACAAACACUACCUUCAUCGUCUCGUCAUUAUCUUCCUAACAUUCGCGCCGUCGUUUGUUCUUCUUACCAUAUCGUAUGAGGGCCUCUUCUACUUUGCCUUCUGCGCCACGCUACUCACGUGGGUACGUCUCGAGCACGCCAUCCAGCUCCAUGGGCCACCACAACCACGAGACGCUUCCUUGGACUCCAUGCCCUCCGCAAACGGCAUCACCAUAACCUCCAAAUCCCAGAAAUCCGAGAACCUCCAUCCCGAUCAGACCUUCCGCACACUUGCACUCACGGACCUCCGUCGUGCCCUUUUCUUCCUCUUCUUUCUCCAAUCCGCCUUCUUCUCCACCGGUAACAUCGCGUCGGUUUCCAGCUUCAGUCUGGAUGCCGUAUACCGCCUCAUCCCGAUCUUUGACCCCUUUUCGCAGGGUGCUCUCCUACUCUUCAAGUUGAUGGUCCCCUUUGCCAUCAUCUCGGCGGCACUGGGAAUUCUCAAUCGCAGACUCGGGCUACAGAGUUCGGCGCUGUUUAUGACGGUGAUGAGCAUUAGCGAUGUCAUGACCCUCAACUUUUUCUGGAUGGUCAAGGACGAGGGGAGCUGGCUAGACAUCGGCACCACGAUUAGUCACUUUGUGAUUGGCAGCCUGCUUUGUGUGUUUGUGGCGGGCUUGGAGGGAGUGAGCCAAGCCUUGAUUCAAGGAGUCGAGGUCGAUAGCUACGAGGACAGAACCAAGCAGAUGGGCGGAGUCCAGGUGGUGCAAGGGAGCACCGUGGCAAGAGGUGCGAAUGGGGAUUUGCACGCAAAUGGGACGGUGAAUGGAGUCGUCAAAGUGACAGAAGGGCGAGAAGGUGUGGACGAGAGGCUGGUGAUUGAUUAG